UUUUAGUAUAAUUCAGAUGUUUCGAGCGUUAAUAUACAAAAGUACCAUUUUCCGAUCGUAACGCCGCCGCGCUCGUUUCGGUAUACUUAUGUACUUACAUAACACCCAACAACAACAGCAGCAGCAGCAGAAGCAAAAAUUCCAAACUCACUUUCAUUAAUUCCUUGGAUUUCUGGAAUUUCGACAAAAGUCCCUAAAUUUGCGGUCAUAAAGUGUGGCGCGAAACAGAUUGUGGUGUGCCGGUGGUGACAUUCGGGUGAAAUCAAAUGGACUUCUUUAGAGUCAAAAACAUACGUCACAGUGGUAAUCGCGCUACAGAUUCAAUGUAAUAUAUAACGAUGCAUCAUCCAACGUGUAGCAACAAUUCGAACGUCCACCCAGUCGUCGACGCCGAGUGACGAGCGAAAGAACAAUCGAUCCAUCGACCAAAAAAAAAUCGAACAGAAAAGCACGCACAAAGUUCAAAAUUGGAAGAAUUUCCCAAUUUCUUGGUGGACUCAUCGCACGCAGUCGGACGGAUUAAUAAACAAACUGGCCGUUCUUUUUUCUUUCUUUCUUUUUUUUUUUUUUUGAUAAGAUUUAAUUUAAGAAAAGAUGCCAUCCCCUCCGAACACUACUCUUACAAACAAAAUACCGAGUGAAACAAAUGAACUCUUUGCGGGCUAUUCGGAUGAUCUACUCAACACGGCCACCAUAGGUUGCAUACUAUUCAUUGUUAUUGGUAUACCGGGUAAUAUUUUGACCAUAUUUGCCCUGUCCCGAGGGAAACAGAACCGAAAUUCCACAGCCAUGUUCAUAAUAAACCUCUCAGUAUCGGACUUAUUGUUCGGGUGUUUCAAUUUGCCCUUGGCUGCAUCCACAUUUCUACGACGAGCAUGGAUUCAUGGGGACCUGUUGUGUCGUUUAUUCCCGUUGUUAAGAUAUGGCCUUAUGGCAGUGUCCCUUUUCACCGUGUCCUUAAUAACCAUUAACCGUUAUGUGAUCAUUGCACAUCCUCGUCAAUAUACCAGAAUAUAUCAACGACGAUACUUGGCUCUCAUGGUCCUGGGCACUUGGCUGUUAAGUUUCACCAUUAUGAUACCCACCUGGCGCGGUAUAUGGGGAAAGUUCGGACUUGACAUUUCUAUUGGCUCCUGCUCCAUAUUGCCAGAUAAUAACGGUCACACACCGAAGGAAUUUCUCUUCGUGUUGGCCUUUAUGGUGCCGUGCCUUUGUAUCGUAUUCUGUUAUGCUCGAAUUUUCUAUUUGGUAAGAAAAGCUGCAUUUCGUACAAGGGAUCCCGCGUCGAAGGCGUCGACUGCACCGGCCUCACCACCUCCAGCCACAAAUAUUCGCCCGAAUGAGUCAGUCCCUCAGUUGAAUGCAAAUUCCGCAAAACCAAAAGGAAAAGAAGCUGCUGCUGCAAAUACUGAAGAUUUACCAUUGCGUCCAUUUAGUGUCAACGAAGACAUCGAAUAUAUCGAUGUUAAUUGUUCUCUGGAAAAUCUACCGAUUUCAUAUAAGAAUUCCAAUUCAAGAAUGCACAAUGUAACCGAUCCUGCUUCGAGUAGCUCACAUGAUACCGAUAAAUCCAAUCAGUCUCAACAAAAACCUGCUACGACUCCAGCAAAGGAUACCACUUCUCGAACUAAAAACCCCAUUAAAACCUCCAUAAGGACGUCGUUUACCCGUUUCAGUCCCCGAACAAAUCAUUACGUCUCUAUGGUCAACACCUCAAACGCCUCGGCAAUUUAUCCAGGCCGUAUGAGUCAAAAGGAUCGUCGUCUUUUGAAAAUGAUCCUGGUUAUAUUUGUUUCGUUCGUAAUCUGCUAUUUGCCCAUAACGCUGACGAAAAUCUGGAAAGGACUAUCCGAUAACCACAUCUUCAAUAUAAGCGGCUAUUUGUUGGUCUACUUGACGACCUGUAUCAAUCCGAUUAUAUACGUUCUGAUGUCGUCGGAAUAUCGUCAAGCCUAUUGGAAUCUGUUGAGGUGUCGGUGUGAAGGCAAUUCCCAGAAUAAAGAGUUCAAUCGAAAGCCCAAAUCAUAACUUUUUGAACUGUGCAAAAGUUUUAGGUUUAAGAAACGUUUGUAUCUUAAAAUUUAGAUUUCCGUUUUUUGUACAUUCUUUAUAAGAUUCAUUUUUUUGUGUACUACACGCACUCUCAUAAUACAUGAAUGUUUAAAAAAAAUAAACACACAUACA
This is a messenger RNA of Musca domestica (house fly), 2184 nucleotides long. Its product is annotated as G-protein coupled receptor moody. Gene Ontology annotation, cellular component: membrane. Lineage: Eukaryota; Metazoa; Arthropoda; Insecta; Diptera; Muscidae. The record is from RefSeq and is a predicted model, not a curated record. The transcript has 6 exons. The coding region runs from base 595 to 2028 and encodes 477 amino acids. Gene Ontology annotation, biological process: G protein-coupled receptor signaling pathway. Gene Ontology annotation, molecular function: G protein-coupled receptor activity.